This is a messenger RNA of Thunnus maccoyii (southern bluefin tuna), 2754 nucleotides long. RefSeq names its product LIM domain containing 2 (gene limd2). The transcript has 4 exons. The record is from RefSeq and is a predicted model, not a curated record. Gene Ontology annotation, biological process: actin filament bundle assembly. Gene Ontology annotation, molecular function: actin filament binding. Gene Ontology annotation, cellular component: actin cytoskeleton; plasma membrane. Bases 179 to 523 code for a protein of 114 amino acids. Lineage: Eukaryota; Metazoa; Chordata; Actinopteri; Scombriformes; Scombridae.
AGGGAGACACAUAUCGGUGGGGAAACAAGAGUUCCGACACAAGAGAGAACCGGCACCGGGGCCACCGCGCACAACAAAAGCCUCCCAGAAACGUGAAUGAGAGCGCAGCAGACAACCUCCUCCGGCCUCUGAGUGAACCGUUAUCAGCCCCGCCGUGUGUCGCAGACCAGAACCGCAGAUGGACACCAGAAACACCAGUGAAGAGAAACCUGUCCAGCGAUCUAAGUCCUUCAGCUUUAAGACUCAAAAGGAAGUGUGUACAUCAUGUGAGAAGACGGUCUACCCAAUGGAGAGAUUGGUGGCCAACAACCAGGUCUUCCAUUCAUCAUGCUUCUGUUGCAAGCACUGCAACGCCAAACUCAGCCUUGGCACCUUCGCGGCUCUCGCGGGAGAGUUUUACUGCAAACCCCACUUCCAGCAGCUGUUCAAAAGCAAAGGCAACUACGACGAGGGCUUCGGACGCAAACAGCACAAAGAGCUCUGGGCCUCCAAGGAGUCAGAGAAUAUAACAAAGACGGCAUAAUCAUGUCUGCCUGUGACCCGACCCAUCCCCAUCCCCAUCCCUCUUACUUUCCCUCCUCCUCCUCCUCCUCCUCCUCCUCCUCCUAACACCUUCAAAUACAUCAUGAACACACGCCCCCACAUAUGUCGGGGGCGUUGUUAAAUCACCCAUGCGCUCACUAGCUUUUUAAACGCCAUCAGAACAGGUACAUGCACAAACAGCUAUGAAAUUACAGGCCAGUUAUAAUCCAUACCACUUCAAAUUGAUUUCGGGGAUAUUCCUUUUUUUGAUUUUUAUCUUUUCCAAUUUCCUGUUUUGGAAUUGGUACUUGAUUGUGACCAAAAGCCUUCUCCGGUACGGGGAGUGUAAUAAUUUCUUUUAGUUAACUUUUUUUUUUAAAUAAUUUGCACCCUUUUUAUUUUGAAUAACUGUAUGCUCAGGCAAACAUAUCAAGAGAGGGGUUACAGAGCAUCCAUGUUUUGCAGUAGAGCAUACACUCAGGUCAAUUUUCAGAGGGUCUUCAUUUGCGAUGUCACCCGAGCAUUUUUACACAAAACAAACAAAAAAAACCACACAAAUCAAAAUAAUAGUCCUCAGUAUUGUGACUUUGCUGUCAGUUUGUCAGGUUCAAUGUAUUUGAGGAACUAACAGGGUACAGAGUACUGUAAAAUAACCGCACACAUCAGCAACAGCUCACCUCUCGUUUUGUUAGUUUGUGUUUAGUUUCACUAUUGUUCGCUUCAUCCCAUGGUUCUGGUUUUUUUUUUUUUUUAGUGCCCAGUUUGAGUCUUAUCCUUGCAUGUUGGUAUGACUGGGUCUUAAUAGCCUUAUCUUACGACUGUAUCGACCUUUUUUGUGUUGUGGAUGAUUAUUAUCGUCUGUUUCAUUUACGCAUAGCAGACCCACUUUUUAAAAAAAAGUUUUUAGGAGCACUUGAGUUUGGAUUUGAUUGAUGUCACGGCAUAAGUUUGAUCCUCUCUGAGCUUUUAUGGUUGAACUUUUAACAGAAUACUCAGAUUGUGUUUUGUAAACUAUCUGUACAUAGAGCUGUCGUUUGUGAUUAGUGAACGUCCCCCCUCGUUGUCCCCCCCCGUCCCCCCCAGUCCCCACCCUCCCACCAUAUUGUACUUGCACAUAUGACCACACAUGAUCACCAGACCAAGAUGUUGAUAAUCACAGGGAAACUGAAGCCUUGUCCGUGAACAUCCCUCACGCACGCCGUCAUGUUAAAAGCAUUUUAGGGAAGUGUUUGGUUAAAUUGAUGAAAGCAGUUAACGUGUCUUUAUAUCACAAGAGUGACGCGAAUGAGGAUGUUUUCGACGGACGGAGCUUAAGCCUUCGCAAGAAACCACACGAUUUUGUUCCUUCGUCUGUUCACGAUUGUCAGUUGUUGGCGUCUUGUGGUGAUUUUUUUUUUUUUUUUUUUUUUCCUCCUCUGCUGUACUUGAGUGUGUUCAUGUAACUGGACAGUCUUUAUGAGAAUCAAUCCAAUCACAUUGUCUUGAACAUCACCAUCAUCAUCAUCAUCCCCUUCCACUAGCCCCCCAUCCAAUAAGCGUGGACAGGUUUCCUUUUAAAAAUAAAUGCCUUCCUGUUCUCAUCUCCUGUCUUAUUAGCUAAAUACAUCUUAGCACUUGGACCUAUUUCUUGAUAUUCGAUUUUACAGUAGGUGGCUGACGGAGCGUUUCGUCACGGUACUGGUCCCCUUAAAUGUGCUCCUGCAUGCUGCAUGCAAAACCCAGUGCAGAGCACCCCCUGCUGGGGAAAGUGUGACAGUGGUGUCUUAGUGUGAGAGGAAGAAGAAAAAAACAAAAAAAAAAGAAAAAUUGUUGCCCAUAAACUUCUCAACAAAGCCUUUAUUCAAAAAGUUUUUGAAUAAGUUGCCUGUCUGCGGUGCAACUACUGCACUCCAGCCACUUUUGAUCUUUAUUUAAUUGCAGCACCUAAGAAAAAUCAAUCCCAUUUAGACCAAGUUUUCCAUGUCUAUAUUUCAUUCUGAACAAAGAAUGAGUCUAAAGCCAUUCAAAUAUCUCCUUUUAGAAAAUAUCUGAAUACCACUGAGACUUGACUGACACUUGAAUGACACAAAAAAAAAAGUACUUUUUUUUUUUGUGACUGAAAGUUUACUGUGAAUUUGAGCAUGCUGUGCAGAAUAGAAAGCUAAACAGAUGGAUAUUUGCUACUUUUUUAAAGAAAGAGAAGCCUUAGAAAUAAAUAAAUAGCUGACCUUAUUGCUUUUUUUUUUUUUUUUU